Molecule: messenger RNA, 402 nt
Organism: Prunus armeniaca (apricot)
Lineage: Eukaryota; Viridiplantae; Streptophyta; Magnoliopsida; Rosales; Rosaceae
Source: the annotation of a GenBank genome assembly
AUGUUGGUUAAAUGGGCCAUUGAACUUGGUGAAUUUGAUAUCCACUACAAACCCUGCCCAAAUACAAAGGGCCAAGCUGUUGCUGACUUCAUAUCAGAAUUCACGGAACCCCAGGCUUCGACUGCUACCAAGAUCAUAACCAAACCCAAUCUUCCUUUGGGCCAGCUCCACGUCGCCAACAAUGGCAACCUCGACCUGACCCAGCCCUUAUGGACCUUUUAUGUGGAUGGCUCAUCCAAUGCCCAGGGAUGUGGGGCCAGCCUUGUUCUCAUCUCCCCAGACAAGGUUGUCCUUGAGUACAACCUCUGCUUCAAAUUCCACGCCUCCAACAAUGAGGCUGAAUACGAAGCACUCUUAGCUGGCCUUCGGCUAGCAAAGGAGAUAGGCGCCAAGCAAAUUUAG